AUGACCUCCGGCGUGGCCCUCGGCUCCCGCGCCGUCGCCGGCCGCAAGGUGACCGCCCGCAAGGCGAUUGCCUCCAAGCCCCGCGCCUCCGUCGCCGUCCGGGCGUCCGGCGACCGCAAGUGGAACUUCUCCGCGGGCCCCGCGGUGCUGCCCCUCGACGUCCUCGAGGACGCCAAGGAGGACCUGAUCAACUACAAGGGCACCGGCAUGUCCGUCAUGGAGAUGUCCCACCGCGGCAAGGACUUCAUGAAGAUCGCCGAGGAGGCCGAGGCCGACCUCCGCGAGCUCAUCGGCAUCCCCGCCAACUACAAGGUUCUGUUCCUCCAGGGCGGCGCGUCCUCCCAGUUCUCCGCCAUCCCCAUGAACCUCGCCCCCGAGGGCGGCGUGGCCGACUUCAUCCUCACCGGCGCGUGGGGCAAGAAGGCGUACGAGGAAGCGGGCAAGUACAUGACCACCAACCUCGCCGCCUCCUCCAAGGACUCCAACUUCUCCACCAUCCCCGACGUCAGCGACUGGAAGCUCACCAAGGACGCCAAGUUCGUCCACAUCUGCUCCAACGAGACCAUCGGCGGCGUCGAGUUCAAGGAGGUUCCCGACACCGGCGACGUUCCCCUCGUCGCGGACAUGUCGUCCAACUACCUCUCCAAGCCCAUCGACGUGGAGAAGUACGGCAUCAUCUACGGCGGCGUGCAGAAGAACAUCGGCCCGGCGGGUAUGGCCAUCGUGAUCGUCCGCGAGGACCUCAUCGGCAAGACCCACCCGCUCUGCCCCACCAUGUUCGACUACAAGCUCAUGGCGGACAACGACUCCAUGUACAACACGCCCCCUUGCUGGACGAUGUACACCUCCGGCCUCGUCUUCAAGAAGCUGAUCAAGAUGGGCGGCCUCGAGGCCGUCGAGAAGAUGAACGAGGAGAAGGCGAAGAUCCUCUACGACGCCAUCGACGGCUCCGACGGCUACUACAACAACCCGGUUGAUAAGAAGUACAGGUCGCUGAUGAACGUUCCGUUCACCCUCGGCGGCGGCGAGGAUCUCGAGAAGAAGUUCCUGAAGGAGGCGGCCGCCGCGGGUUUCGAGUCCCUCAAGGGGCACCGUUCCGUGGGCGGCGCGCGCGCGUCCAUCUACAACGCCAUGCCCAAGGAGGGAGUGCAGGCGCUCGUCGACUUCAUGGCUGAUUUCAAGGCGGCCAACUAA
This is a messenger RNA of Micromonas commoda, 1194 nucleotides long. RefSeq lists its product with no specific name. Gene Ontology annotation, cellular component: cytoplasm; chloroplast stroma. Gene Ontology annotation, molecular function: O-phospho-L-serine:2-oxoglutarate transaminase activity; pyridoxal phosphate binding. The transcript has 2 exons. The record is from RefSeq and is a predicted model, not a curated record. Lineage: Eukaryota; Viridiplantae; Chlorophyta; Mamiellophyceae; Mamiellales; Mamiellaceae. Gene Ontology annotation, biological process: L-serine biosynthetic process. The coding region runs from base 1 to 1194 and encodes 397 amino acids.